Cylicostephanus goldi is the source of this 438-nucleotide messenger RNA. NCBI's taxonomy places the organism in Eukaryota, Metazoa, Nematoda, Chromadorea, Rhabditida, Strongylidae. The record is from the annotation of a GenBank genome assembly.
AGAGUUUCCACUGAAGUUACUCCGCGCAAGGAUGUGCGUUUGAGACGUAUGCCAGAUGCAGCUUAUAAUGUGAAUAGCAUUGCUGCAUUCCUCUCGAUCGCUUCGUAUGUUUGGGGCCUUUGUGCGUUUGUGUUGCCUGUGAAUGUGGCGCUCUUCCUCUUUGUUAUGAUUCUGUAUGGAAUAUCAGCAGUAGUAUUUUCUGCGUUGGUAUCAUCGAUCUUCAGAGCACCCAAUACGGUUUUAAAAGGGAGAGUGUUGUCGUGGUGGAAUGUGUUCGAGGAUGGAUCGUUUAAUUUCACUGUUGGAGCUGCUAUAAUAAUGUUGCUUUUUGAUAUUCUAUGGAUGAGUGCGGCAACGUUGUUCUUCGAUUUCUUUUUAAGUGAUCAAGAUUUUACGCUCUUCAAGAUGCCUUUUAGUGGUAAUGUGAGUGUUUCUUGA